AUGACAACACCGAUUCCACAACCACCAGCAAGAUUUUUACUUGGAAAUGUGAACGAAAUAGAUCCGGAUCGUUUCUUGCAAUCUUUACAAAGACUUGAAAAACUUUAUGGUAGUAUUUACAAAUUGGAUAUACUUGGCAACCGAAUCGUGGUAAUCAGUAGUCAAGAAAUCGUCAAUAUGGCUUGCGACGAAUCAAAAUUUGAUAAGAAAAUCGGCCUUGCUUUAGUAGAACUUCGAGCAGUGAGUGGAGACGGUCUCUUCACUGCACACACUUCCGAACCAAACUGGAAGUUGGCUCACAAUAUUCUUAUUCCUGCUUUUGGACCUCAAGCUAUUCGUAAUAUGUUUCCAGAAAUGAUGGAUAUUCUUUCGCAGCUGAUUCUUCGUUGGGAACGGUUUGUAGGUGAAGAAAUCGAUAUCUGUGACAAUUUUACUCGAUUGACUCUGGAUACGAUUGCAUUGUGUAGCUUCAAUUAUCGAUUCAAUAGCUUUUAUCGAGAAAAAAUGCAUAGCUUUGUCGAUUCCAUGGUAAAUGUUCUCAUUGAAAGUGGCAAAAGAGUACAACGUUUAGCAUUACAACAGAUGCUGAUGAUUGGAACCAAUCGACGAUUUAAUGACGAUAUUGCUGUUUUGCACGGAUUGUGCGAUGAAAUAGUUAAGCAAAGACGUGAACAUCCAAAUGAUGUCAAUGAUUUGCUCAAUCGAAUGAUCAACGGCAAAGAUAGUGUCACUGGAUAUCAACUAUCCGAUGAAAAUAUUCGCUAUCAAAUGAUUACUUUUCUUGUAGCUGGACACGAAACAACAUCUGGAUUACUAUCAUUUGCUUUCUAUUAUCUUCUAAAAAAUCCAAAUGCUUUGCAAAAAGCUCAGUUCGAAGUUGACCAAUAUGAUGAAAUAACGAUUGAUACAUUGAGCAAAUUGAAAUACAUCGAUGCAGUUUUAAAGGAAACACUUCGAUUGCAGUCAACAGCAAUUUUAUUCGCGCUUCAAUCGAAGAACGACAAAACCAUUCUACCUGGUGGAUACGAAAUAUCCAAAGAUGAUACAAUACUCGUUCUUCUAUCUCAGUUGCAUAGGGAUCCAAAAAUAUGGGAUCGUCCAGAAGAAUUUCUUCCUGAAAGAAUGCUUAAUGGAGGUUUUGAAAAUCUUCCAGAGAAUGCUUGGAAACCUUUUGGAAAUGGUCAGCGCAGUUGUAUUGGGCGACCGUUUGCUAUGCAAGAAAGUCUUUUGGCUGUAGCAAUGAUUUUAAAACAUUUUUAUAUUGAUCUCGUCGAUCCUUCUUAUGAUCUACGAAUUAAACAGAAUCUGACUAUCAAACCUGAUGGAUUCAAAAUAAAAGUUCGAUCACGUCAACAUGUGAAAAUUCUCUUGGAUACUAAAAUAAAGCAGGAAAAAGUAAUACCAAAUAAUUCAACUGGCACCAAUGAAAAUAAAUCUAGAUCUAUUUCGAUUCUUUUUGGUAGUAAUGCUGGCUCAUGUGAGUCAUUUGCUGCUAUAUUAGCGUCGGAGGCACCAAAACAUGGAUUCAGUGCUACCAUUAAUACUCUUGACUCUGCCAUUGGAUCUUUGGUCAAUGAUCGCCCAGUAAUUAUUCUCACUUCAUCUUACGAAGGCAAACCUUGUGAUAAUGCGAAACAAUUUGUCGCUUAUCUAGCAUCACAACCAACAUUGAACAUUCAGUAUGCUGUCUUCGGUGCAGGUCAUCAUGAUUGGGUUAGUACAUAUCAAAAGAUUCCGAUUUAUAUCGAUGAGAUGCUUGAAAAAGCGGGAGGCAUCAAAAUCAUUGACCGUGGUGUUGGCGAUUCUGCAGGAGACUUUUUCGGAUCAUUUGAGGCAUGGAAAGAAAAUCUUUUCAAAGUUUUACGACACUUGACUGGUGUUGAGUCUGCUAUAAAUGAUGAAAUGAUGAACAUCGAGUUGAUUCAUUCAUCGAGAAAUCGUGGAGAAAUUAUCGAUAUGGGUUUUAUCAAAGAAAAUCAAGUACUGACUGAAGCGAGUGAACUUGGACCGACAAAACGACAUAUAGAGAUUGAAUUGCCUAAAGGACAAACAUAUCGCGUUGGCGAUUAUCUUGCUGUAUUACCAAGAAAUCCAACUCAACUGGUUCAUCGAGUUCUGAAACGAUUUAAUCUAUCUAUUGAUGCUCAAAUCAAAAUUCAUUCGCUUAUUGACACAUUCCUUCCUAUUGGUGCUCCAGUGAAUGUAUUUGAAAUUUUAAGUGGCUACGUCGAAUUAACUCAGCCGAUCAGUAGAAAACAACUGGAAACAGUGGCAGCAUUAUGUAAAAAUGAGAAUGAACAACGGAAACUAGUAAGUCUUGUUAAUGAUUCAUACCAAACAGAGAUUUUAGAUAAACAUCUAAGCAUCUUGGAUAUUCUUGAACUUAAUUCAUCCUGUGAACUACCAUUUUCUCAAUAUUUGCGUAUGCUUCCAUCACUUCGUGUUCGUCAAUAUAGUAUUUCAUCAUCGCCACUCUGGAAUGCUGAAGUAGUAACACUUACUCUCGAUGUCAUUGAUGCUUUAGCUUUUAGUAAGCAUGGACGCUACUAUGGUGUUGCAUCGAAUUAUCUUUCUAAUCUGAAAAAAGGAGAUCGUCUCAAUUGCACUGUUCGAGCAAGUGAUGCUGGCUUUCAUUUGCCUGAAGAUACUAAAAUACCCGUGGUGAUGUUUGCUGCCGGUACCGGUAUUGCACCUUUUCGUGGUUUUAUUCAGGAAAGAGCUGCACAAAUAGAAUGCGGAAGAGAAGUUGGGCCAAUGAUACUUUACUUUGGUUGUCGGUCAUCGCAAGAUUUUCUAUACUCUAACGAACUUAAUAGAUGGUUACAGCUUGGUGUUGUUCAAGUAAAAACUGUAUUUUCUCGUCAGUCAGAAAAUGAUAGAAAGUAUGUACAACAUUUGGUAUGGGAUGAUCGACAAGAGAUUGUCAGACUAUUUCAUAGUGGUGCACGUUUUUACACCUGUGGAAGUGCAACUAAAUUGGCUGGCUCGUUGAAAACGUGUUUAAUUAAAAUUAUUGCUGAAGAGAAACAAUGUGAUGAGAAAGCAGCAGUAGAUAUUUUCGAAAAUAUUUCUGUAAAUAGAUACAAUGUUGAUGUCUUUAUCUAA
Molecule: messenger RNA, 3105 nt
Organism: Rotaria socialis
Lineage: Eukaryota; Metazoa; Rotifera; Eurotatoria; Philodinida; Philodinidae
Source: the annotation of a GenBank genome assembly